This is a messenger RNA of Lampris incognitus (smalleye Pacific opah), 1041 nucleotides long. Its product is annotated as 60S ribosomal protein L5. Gene Ontology annotation, cellular component: cytosolic large ribosomal subunit; ribosome. Gene Ontology annotation, molecular function: 5S rRNA binding; structural constituent of ribosome. Gene Ontology annotation, biological process: ribosomal large subunit assembly; translation. The transcript is spliced from 8 exons. NCBI's taxonomy places the organism in Eukaryota, Metazoa, Chordata, Actinopteri, Lampriformes, Lampridae. Bases 87 to 980 code for a protein of 297 amino acids. The record is from RefSeq and is a predicted model, not a curated record.
CCCCUCUUCCUUUUUCCAGUGCAGCGGAGUCAAAACCCUAGUCUUUGGCUCCGGGCUCCUGUAUAAGGAGACUAAAAGACUGCAAAAUGGGGUUUGUGAAAGUGGUGAAGAACAAGGCCUACUUCAAGAGGUACCAGGUUAAAUUCAGGAGGAGGAGGGAGGGAAAGACGGAUUACUUCGCUCGUAAGCGCCUGGUUAUCCAAGAUAAAAACAAGUACAACACACCAAAGUACCGGAUGAUUGUCCGAUUCUCAAACCGGGACAUUAUCUGCCAGAUUGCCUAUGCUAAGAUCGAGGGUGACAUGAUUGUGUGUGCGGCCUACUCCCAUGAGCUGCCCAAGUAUGGGAUCUCUGUUGGUUUGACAAACUAUGCAGCAGCCUACUGCACUGGUCUGCUGCUGGCUCGCAGGUUGCUGAACAAGUUUGGCCUGGAUAAGGUCUAUGAAGGCCAGGUCGAAGUCACAGGUGACGAGUUCAAUGUGGAGAGCAUUGAUGGUCAGCCAGGUGCUUUUACCUGCUACCUGGAUGCUGGGCUUGCCAGAACCACCACAGGCAACAAGGUGUUUGGAGCCCUGAAAGGGGCUGUGGAUGGAGGCCUGUCUAUUCCCCACAGCACGAAACGCUUCCCUGGGUAUGAUGCUGAGAGCAAGGAGUUUAACGCUGAGGUCCACCGUAAGCACAUAAUGGGUGUUAAUGUGUCAGAAUACAUGAGCUACCUGAUGGAGGAGGAUGAAGAUGCUUACAAGAAGCAGUUCUCCCGCUUCAUCAAGAAUGGAGUCACUCCUGAUUCGAUUGAGGAAAUGUACAAAAAGGCUCAUGCUACCAUUCGUGAGAACCCAGUCCAUGAAAAGAAGCCCCCCAAAGAAGUCAAGAAGAAGAGGUGGAACCGUGCAAAGCUCUCUCUGGCCCAGAGGAAAGACCGUGUUGCCCAGAAGAAGGCAAGCUUCCUCAGGGCUCAGGAACAGGAGGCCGACGAUUAAAAUGUUGGCCAUCUGUUUCAAAUGUUCAAAAAAGUUCAAAUAAAUGUUAUCAAAGAAAUAA